This is a messenger RNA of Symbiodinium sp. CCMP2592, 2100 nucleotides long. NCBI's taxonomy places the organism in Eukaryota, Dinophyceae, Suessiales, Symbiodiniaceae. The record is from the annotation of a GenBank genome assembly.
AUGGCCAAGACAUGCGAGGAGCUCAGGGCAGAGAUCGAAGCUACGAAUGCGCAGCUGCAAGCGGCACAUGCUGCGAGGACGCAACUCCAGGCCGAGAUUGCUCAGGCAGUAGAGCGGCAGAGGCUACGACAAGAGCUCGAGGAACAGCAGCUGGAACUGUCCGUCGCCAGGAGUACAAACCGCCAGAUGAGAGGAGAGCGAGACGAUAUCGACGCAGACCGGAGGGAUUGCAACGAUUUGUCGACAUGUCCUGCUGCCGCCGCUUGCAGCGGGAAGACCGGCAUCAACCGUGCACGCUGCACGGGUGUCGGGCCCCGGAUCGCAAAAGGCGAAUAUGUGUGGGAACUCCAGCAGAUGUCUUGGCUCGACGUUACACUUCAAUUUCGCCCAGAAGCGCUUCGUCGUAUCAGCUCGCACAGUUUCGAAGUUGGUGGGUGCAGCUUCGAUUUUUUAUACCGCCCUGACAGAGGAGCGCUUCUCCUGACCAGCAAUAAGCACGGCUCGCUUGCCAUAAGGGUCGACUCAGAACAGGACAUCGCGUUUCGCUACAGCAUCUACAUCAAAAGGCGGGGUGGCGACUUCGUCCAGUGGGGCGAGACAGCCGAUGCGAGCCAUCAUGGCAGUGAUGACCCUUCUUUCACGGUCCACGGUCCUGACGUCCACCUCCGAGACUCGCCUUCCGGUGCAGUGGGAAUCUUCGGUCUCACCCACAGUCAGCUUUUGCAAUCGGAGUGGGUGGAGGAUGAUACUUUGACCGUGAAGUUCGUAUUAGAAGUGCGUCCUGACGUAUCUUAUCGAAUGCAGCAGUCUGUCACCCAGACGGCAGCAGUGGAGGUUCCCGAAGCCACCAUGAUUCGGGAUACGCAAGCACUGUUCGAGGAAGGCACUUGCAGUGAUGUUCAGUUCAGAGUACAGGGUGAAACGAUCCAGGCGCACUCGCAGAUUCUUUGUGCGAGAUCGGAGGUUUUCAGGAAGCAGCUGUCGGCCGGCAUGCAAGAGUCCGUCUCCGGAGUGAUCAACAUCGAGGACUGCGACGUGGGCACUUUCAAGGCCUUCCUGCGCUUUCUCUACACCGACCAAAUGCCCAGCACUGUCGAGCCUGGCGCCAAAACAGAGGACGAUGCUGGUGGCGCUUUGCAGACGCUAGCCUUGCUAGCCGUGAGUCACAAGUACCAGGCGACAAGGCUGCAGCUUUGGUGUGAGGCGCAGCUGUGCAACCAGCUCAGCACCUCGGAGGUUUGCGAGAUUCUCUGCCAGGCUCAUGUCUUCGAGGCGAAGCAGCUGGAGAAAGCCUGCUACACUUACAUCAAGGACCAGAUGGCCGAGGUGCUAAAGCUUCCCGCCUAUGCCGAGCUGGUGACCAAGUGGCCAGACAUCGGGAUGAAGGUCAGCCUUUUCAUGGGGGAUGUUCCGGAGACCGACGCAGAGGAGAUUCUGCAAGCUUCUAAGGAAGAGAGCCCAGGGCACAGAGGGCACAGAUCAGAGAUCGACCGGUCCUCGAGGCAUGCCAUCGCCUACUCGAACAUCGACGGCCAAGAGCAAGUGCACGAGACCAAGGCCCUGGCACCGAAGCUUCGGGAGAUCCUCCUUGUGACUUGUUCCGGGGAGGACUGUGAGACCAUGUCCAAUGAUGUCAUGCCGCAGAUCAUCCGCGUGAGAACACCGACCAAGGCCGCCAAGCCCCGGCUGUGCACAGGUUCUCCUUUCCAGGGGCCCGGCUUGGUUUGGGAUGGCUUCGACAAUUUGGCGCACCGUGUCGCCAACUCUGCGAGGCGGCUCUUUGGCUACACUCCGGCCGCGGACGAUGUCAGGCACGAGGAGGUCGCAAUGCCACUAGCAAACCACAAAAGUGAAGGCAUCAUGAAGUCUUACGUCUACUUCAACAACAAUGGUCACGAAGAGAUGAAGCAGAUCGAGUCGCACUGCAAGGAUGGCACCUGCGUUCAGAGGACGAGAACCUUUGCUCCACAUUCCAUGCAGGCGGCGACAACCGACCAGCAUGUUCACAAGGUCCAUGCAGGCGCUGGGCACUCUCCGCAAGCUCGCGCCGACAUCCAGCACAGCGCUCACCAGGCUACGGGCAUGCCCUACGAAGCCUAG